UCUACAACAACUCAGACCCCAAACACCAUUUUGGUAUCUCCUCAGAGUCAUCUCAUCAAACUCAGCCUUAUUUUCCGAACCUGGCCAAAUCACCCGCUUGCACAGCCCCACUCGCUUCAAAACACCGCAAAGUCAACAUUGUGAGGGAUUCGAUACAUCAACUAUCGUGCUCAGUCGUGCUGACCAUUGGUUGCAAGUACUGAACAUGGCGCGUACCAAGCAGACAGCCAGGCCAACCUAUAGCAAUAGGUAUUACGGCACUUCCGACCACUGCUGUGGAUUUUACUACCUCACCCCGAGCGAUGGUGGCUGGGCAACACGCUCCUAUCUUCCUCAGCUCAAUGUAAAGGCGUAUACACACAUCAUAUCGUCUACCUCGCGGACUGUGCUGACCCAGGAGUUCGCCAACCCCAAGGAUAACGCUAUCGACGAGAUACGUUACACUUUCCCCCUGUUCGAUGGCGUCAGCGUUGUUGGGUUUACUUGUCACGUGAACGACCGGGUCAUCAGGGGGGUCGUCAAGGAGAAGGCGAGGGCACGGAAAGAUUACAAAGACGCCGUUGAGAGAGGUGAGACGGCUGGCUUGUUCGAGCAGCUGCCAGAUGCCGCUGAUGUCUUUACUACAACUGUUGGGAAUGUUCCGGCUGGUGCACAUAUCAAUGUCGAAAUCACGUAUCUUGGUGAACUCAAACAUGAUGCUGAAGUCGAUGGUAUCCGCUUUACGAUACCUACCAGCAUUGCCCCACGUUACGGGUCAACUGAGUUCCCACUCGCACCUGGUGCCGAAAACAUCACAGCCAAGAGUGGUAUCGAAAUCACCGUGGAUGCUACUGUUGCAGAAGGAACAUACAUCAAGUCGAUUAGAUCACCUUCGCAUCCCAUCGUAGUCAACAUGGGUACAACCAGUCAUGAUCUCGAUGCUGCCCCACAGCACCACAUUGCCUCAGCAUCACUCAGCCUUGGUUCAGCGGAGCUUGACAAAGACUUUGUCCUCCAAGUAGUCGCAAAAGAGACCGGUACACCUAGAGCCAUCUUGGAGAGACAUCCGACCCUGCCUGGCUACAGAGCUUUGAUGACAACCUUGGUCCCAAAGUUUUCGCUCCCGUCUGAGCGUCCAGAAGUAGUCUUCGUGGUUGAUCGGAGUGGAAGUAUGGCAGGCGGCAAGAUCAAGAAAACAGCAGAUGCGUUGCGCGUGUUUGUCAAAUCACUUCCGGUUGGUGUCAAAUUUAACAUAUGCUCUUUCGGAGACCGGUGCAGCUUCCUAUUUGACAAGAGCAAGGCCUACAGCCAAGACUCCCUUGAUCAAGCCAUCAAGCAUCUCGAAGUUUUCAGCGCCAACUAUGGCGGCACCGAAAUGCUGGCACCUAUCAAGGAGACUGUCCAGCGUCGUUACAAAGACCUUUCUCUGGAAAUCUUGUUGCUGACAGAUGGUGAAAUCUGGGAUCAAGACUCAUUGUUCAGAUUCCUGAACGAGCAGAUCAGUGAGCAGAAGCAGCCGAUUCGAGUUUUCACCUUGGGCAUAGGGGACGACGUUUCACAUUCUCUCAUUGAAGGUGUUGCUCGAGCAGGCAACGGCUUCUGCCAGGCUGUUGGACUCGAAGAGAAGCUAGAUGGUAAGGUUGUCCGCAUGUUGAAGGGUGCAUUGUCACCGCACGUGACAGACUAUACCCUGGAGGUCAAGUAUGAGGACGUGGAGAAGGAUGUUGGAGAUGAAGAGUUUGAGAUCGUCGAGCGUGUAGCAGACUCACUCCAUGUCAGGCUUGACGAACUGAUGCUAGACAAGGCAGAAAAACCUGCAGCCGAGAGUAAAGCCAUCUCACUGUUCGAUGACACAAUGGACUUGGACAAAGACGAUCCUAAGCCCGAAGACGACCCUUCAGGCCAAUCACGCUUCUCUCAUCUGCCGAUUCUCGAGACGCCAAAACUCCUGCAGGCGCCGUCAAUCAUCCCACCUCUCUUCCCGUUCAACCGUACCACGGUAUACCUACUCAUGUCCCCAUCAGCCUGCCAGAAAGUACCCAAAGCCGUAGUUUUACGCGGCACCUCAAAGCACGGCCCGCUUGAACUCGAGAUCCCCAUUUCAGUCCUGAAUGAGCCCGGAGAAAGCAUCCACCAACUCGCGUGUAAGAAAGCAGUCAAAGAGCUCGAAGAAGGCCGAGGCUGGCUCUCUGUCGCCAAGCAUCAGGACUCUGGCAAGGCGCUCAAGGAGCACUAUGAGAGCCGCUACGAUGAGAUGAUAGAGCGCGAGGCUGUCCGUCUCGGGGUACAGUUCCAGAUCGGCGGCAAAUGGUGCAGUUUCGUGGCCUUGGAGGAGAACGACGAGGAUGAUGAGUGUGAGCCCAAGGACACAAGAUCCCACGCGACACCCCGGGACCGUGAUCAUGAGCAAACCCAACUUGCCCCAGCCCUCCAGUCCAUGCACUUCAUGAUACCCCAAGCCAUCCUGGAACAAUACCAGCGCGAUAUGUCAUCCUCGGCGUGUAUGUCUCUCCCAGACGAAGACGAUGCUGACCUCGACGUCCUUGCAGGGCCCAGUACCACACAACACACACCACAAACAACACCUUCUUACCCUCCAUCAGGCUGCAUGGCGCCUCGAAUGGCGCUAGCAAGCCGUGCGGCCCGCAAAGCGGCAUCUUCACGAGAACCCGCCUUCAGCAUUGUCAAUCGUCAAAGCAAGAGGGUGCGUGGAGCCUUUUUGGCAGAAGUCGAAGAUCCAGACUCGUGCGAUUUGGAGGCGAUGUGUGAGGUAGAGGAGCCCAACAAUUCCCCAGUAGUGGAACAGGCACAAUACAGCAGGUCACCUAGUUCGUUCUCACGCAGCUACUCGAGCAUAUCCCCGUUCUGCGCACGCUCGUUCACCCCAUCCAGCUACGUCGCAUCAGAUGCAGAACAAGCGCCGCUAAGCUCGUUUGCGUCUCUCGACUAUGGAUCCCAGGUCUCUAGCAGUGUGCCUCCUCCACCCCCUACAAGGGAACGUACAGCGAACUACCUCGCGCAAUUGAGCUCCUACGAAACGCCCGCCGCCCACAACCAAGCACCACCACCACCACCACAUCAGACCCCCGAAACCAUCCUCGCAGCCCUUAUCGCACACCAGACCUACACCGGCUCCUUCACCCCCUCUCCCGCGCUCUUCGAGCUCCUCGGCACAACCGAUGCCGCCAUCAAGCACGGGGCACAGAAGGCUGGACUGGAUGGGGAGGAUAUAGCGGUAUUUGUGACUAUGGUUGUGGUGCUGUUCUGCGAGAGGCGGCUGGCGGAUCUGGAGGAGAGUUGGGAGUUGGUCGUGGAGAAGGCGAGGGGGUGGGUUGGGGAGCGGGUUGGUGGUCGGGAGAAGGGCAGGAUGGGGGAGAUUGAGGGCGUUGCAGCGGGAUUUGUGAGUGUUAGUGGGUGAGUGAGUGAGUGGUGGAUGGAGGGAUUGGGAGAUUCUUUGGAUAUAUGCCAUGGCAUGGCAGCGUAUACGUAUGGCCUUGGCCUGUAAGCCUGGUGUAAGAGAGAAUAGCACGAGAAAUCGCACAGAGGACUUGUUCAGACAAUAUCUUCUCUAUGAAUCGCAGAAUAGGAUGCAAGUAUCACGCAACCAACAUACCACAACAAAAGACAAAAAACACAAUUUCAUUCACGG
Molecule: messenger RNA, 3628 nt
Organism: Pseudovirgaria hyperparasitica
Lineage: Eukaryota; Fungi; Ascomycota; Dothideomycetes; Acrospermales; Acrospermaceae
Exons: 3
Coding region: 206-3397 (1063 amino acids)
Source: RefSeq, a predicted model, not a curated record